Molecule: messenger RNA, 4744 nt
Organism: Anneissia japonica
Lineage: Eukaryota; Metazoa; Echinodermata; Crinoidea; Comatulida; Comatulidae
Exons: 3
Coding region: 205-2808 (867 amino acids)
Molecular function (GO): protein binding
Source: RefSeq, a predicted model, not a curated record
UGCACCGACACUUGCUAUGAACAAUUACAGGCAGCAUUUUGUUUACGUGGUAGGCAAGACCAACAGUCGACCGAGCACAAUUGCUCAUAAUAUAGACAUAUUAGAAGUAUUCAUUUAAGAAAAAACGAGAAAGGAGAACAUUUUUAAUCUAAAAAAGAGGACUUUAUUCACACACAUAAGACUCUACGAACAAAGUGUCACAUAAUGGACCCAAAACAGGAGAUUGAAGAGGCACUAAAAGAUAUUCAGUUUCAUUAUAACUGGGAUAUUGAAAAAACAUCUAAAUCUUUUCAGUCAAUAAAACAGUCAAUAGAAGAGCACUUACAGGAUAUAGAAUCGUUUAAAAUCGAGGUUCGUCUUUUAGAAAGCUAUUUAUAUAUGUCAAAUUGUAAAGGACUUAGUGAGGUUGACAUUUCUAAAGCAAGAAAGAAAAACAAUACAGCAUUUGCUUUGAUAGAACGAUUAGAUGAUGGACCAAUCAAAGAUGGUUACAAAUCGAUAUGUUUGGCAAUGCGCUGUUGGUUUUCAGUAGAAAAAGACCAGCCUGAUAUUUCAAGUUUUCAGGAUCUUAAACAUCUUCUUAAAAAAUAUCAGGACGAAGUUGAUAAACGUAAAUUUCAAGCAAGUAUCUGUGUAACUAAAGCGCUUGCUCUUUCCAAGUUGUCAUUUUCGAGAUACAAUGAAAGUGAAAGACUGUUGGUUAAAGCAACUGAGACAUCUCCCACUAAUGCGGAGUGGCUAUUUAUGCUUGGACUCAUUAAGUUUCGAAGAUGUAGAAUCAAGUUGAAAAAGGAUCAGUAUUCUUCAAAUCUAAUCGAAGUUGAACGGAUUAUGAAAAACGUUUUGGAACUAAAAUGGGACCACGCUUAUGCUAUGGUAAUUUUAGCAGAUAUACAAAGAAGAAAAUACGAAGAAAAAGUAUACAAGGAUAAAACCCAGAGCUCAAAGACCAACGUGUCCAAUUUUGUAUCCGAGAAUGAUUACGAUGGUAAGGUCAUUUCUUUGCUUACAUGGGCAACAGACAACGCAUCCAGACCAAAGAUAAUGAGCUUAGUAGCUCAAUGUUAUAUCCGUAUGGGUUGUUAUAUGUCUAAAGGAAUUAAACGAAACUCUCAACAGACAUCUCAAUUAAUAUACUUUCAAAAAGCCCAUGAUGUAAUCGAUUUAGCUAAGAAGAAAUUUACACAUGUAACUGCUGAAGAGGUUGUUCCUUACAGGGAACAGGGAAACGUAGAAGAGUUAACAUUUGCAUGUGUCAUUGCCCAGGAAGCAGUUCUUUACAGGGAACAGGGAUACACAGAAAAAGAGUUAGAAUGUCUUGAUGAAGUGAUCAGGAGGAAACCAUCGAAUGUCGGAGCUAGAAUACAAAAAGCACAAGCAUUACUAAACACCGGAAGACGCCCCGAAGCUUUUGAACUGUAUGAUAAUCUCCUUGCUGGAUUUAAAGAUCAUCCAUUUGAUCUAUUUGACAUCAACCGAAAUUACGCCUCAAGUCUGGCAGUAAUGUAUAACUUUGACGAGGCUUAUAAAAAAAACAAGGCAUGUUUAAAAAUAGCCCUUGAUUCAUUUGUAAAAGAAAAUUCAUCAGAACAAGCGGGAAAAGAGGUGAAAUUUAUAGAAGAGGAAGAGGAACAAGUUCAGAAAGUCAUUGGACAUAUAAAAAAACAUUUUAAUUUGGUUAAAAGGCGGUCAAAGAAAAUAUCAGAAAAAAUUAAUUCAACGCUAGAACUUGCCAAGUUUCACGAAAAAAUUGGACGUUAUAAAGACGCCUUUUCAGACUAUAAUGAAGCAUUACUUUAUCUUCCGACAGGAGAAAAUCACGACAAAAAUCAAGAAAUUGACAUUCUUCUUAAAAUAACUAAUGUACAUAUAAAGUUAAAUGAUCUCAGUAACGCUGAAAAAAUGUUGGAAGAAAUUAAAGAUGUGGAAGAAAAACAUAAAGACAAUAUUAAUAAACUUAUAGAUUUAGAAAUAGAUUUAGAAGUAGCUAAAGGUGAAGAGGAUGCAAAAUCAGGAGAACAUACCAAAGCUAUAGACCACUUUGCAUGUGCAACAAAGAUGGGUAGUGUAGAGGGUGCGAAGAGAUUAUUCAGAGAAAUUCAAGAAGAACCAAAUCAUCAGGACUUCAUCAAGAAUUGUGCUUUAGUUAAAAAAUGUAUCAUGCCAACCAGUGAAAAUGGGUCAAUGCUGGAUGACCUUAAUGAGCUUGUGCGUUCCUAUGAUGAUGGAUGUUUAAAAUUAAUGCAUUCAGAGUUACAAAAAAUACGGGAAUGUCAACUUGAAAUGGAAUAUGGCUAUUUAUUGGCUCCUGAAAACACUGAAAAUAUUGCUACUGUGAUUCACAAAUGUCGUAGCAUUUUAAACUAUGUAAUGAUAAUGUUUAGAAACUGCAAUUACCCAAAAGCGAAAAACAAAGAUAAAUGGAAAGACGACUGUGACUUUUUUAUAGUGCAUAAAAAGCCCAAAGAAAAAGAAAUACAAAGAAAUAUAAUUAAGCAAAGAAUUGUCAAGAGAGUAAAAGAUUAUGGAUGGACAAACUUUGAUACUGACUUUUCAGACUUACUGGAUUAUCUUGUGUCGAUUCAGCCUCUAACCGACCCUAAGAACAACUGGAUUAAAGAAUUAAUCGAUCUGGAUAACGUUGUGAAACACAAACAACCCCUACAAGAAGCUACCAAGUCUAUGGAUAUUGCAAGGAAUGCAUGUUGUCAUAUAAGGCCCAUUUUAGAAAAAUUCUGCAAAUUUUUUGAUCCACAAGCGACAUCACCACCACAAACCAAACCAUCAUCGCCGUUGUUGCCAGCUUAGUCGUUACUGCUGUUGUAGUUGUCGUUGUCGUCAGUAUCAUCAUCGUCUUCGUCAUCGUCAUUACUGGGUUUUAUUAAACCUUUCCAUUGUUCUUGCCAUCAGCAGUAUCAUAAUGUACCGGUAGCCAUCAUCAAAAUGGACAUUUCCGGAGUGUCAAUCAAACUUAACAACUGACCAAUCAUGACAGGGGAAGGAAUACGUGCGUGAACUAGCAAGCACACAUGCUGCCCCAAAAACGCAAGUGUCUGCGUAUGCUUCUUACUGUCUUUUUGUGGGACCUUAAUAACGAUAUCCAAGACGUAGUGCUUAGAGUAAAGGUCUAUUACCGUUUUAUUAUCACCAUCAAAAUCAUUAUCAUCAUCGUCGUCAUCACCAUCAUAUCGCCACCAAUGUUGUUGUCGUCAUGAUACGUACCGUCAAAACAAAAUCACUUAUUUUUACAAAACAUAGAUUAUUUAUAAUAAUAAACUACACAAUUUCUUUCCGAGCUUAUAAACUUUAUUCUAUAAUUAUAUCCCAUUAUUGAAAUUAAUAAUCAAUGAUUAAUCUUACUACUGUAUUCCAAUUUAUCAAAUUUACUUAAGUAUGCUUUUCGUUAUUUUACAUUAUUUUCCUUGUUCCAGGCAUUAAGAAUUACAAAAAUAUUAUUAUAAUAUAUGACCAUUAUUAAUUCAUUACUGGUAUAAUUUAUACCUUGAUGUAAGAGAUAAAAAAAAUGUUAUAGUUACAUCCCUGAUGCAGAUAUGAAGGAACAAAUAAGGCAUGCACUGUCAGUUAAUUAUUUGUCAGACUCAGUAAACACUAUUCAAUCAGAUUGAUGAAUCGUUAGACCUCUGAUAGGCAGAUGGAUUUGUUUGAUCAGACCUCUGAAGCUGAGUAUAUUAUUGCCACUCAUUGCACUCUGAAACCCACUCUUAAUGUUCGUUGAUAUAGUUUAACUCUAUAAGAUCAGACUUAAGACUCGUUAAGAUUAUUGUUUAAGUAAGCUCUCAAAAGUGCCACUAAACAGAGUUUGUGCUAUGUAAUUGUUUUGGCACAUUGCACGUUUAUCAAAAUGUCUAAUUGUCCUGACAAAAUACUAAUAGACUUGUAGACUACUAUUCUUGAGUUUUUCUAUAUUAUCCAGAAUAUACAACUAUCGGUCGUUGUAUAUGUGUGGAUUACCCACAACAGAUGUUAUUUGACAAAAUCACAAUAUUAUGAGAACAUUGCAAGUAAUCUAAAAAUGGACGAUAAUGCUGUUUUUGAUCAAUUUACUUCAAUAGGUUGAAUAUCUUUUAGGCACAGAUAAUUUUAGAACUUGAAAAAAUAUAACUAUUUUAUAAAUAUAAUUAUUAUAACGAACAAUCGAAUAAGCGUCGGCCGUUUUUAUAUCUUAAUCAAGUAUACAAGUCAGCCAUGAGCAUCUUCGGAUUGAAUGAGCAUUAAAAUAAGUGCUAAUGAACUUUCACACCUAACUUUUACCGCUAAGGAAACAAGGGUAAGUCAAACAUAAUCGGUAAUCUUAUGAUCCUUACGUACCACAAUGUAAGAAUCAACAGAAAAAUGACAAUGUGAAAAUGUUGCCAAUUUUCGCAAAAACGUAAAAGGUAAUUUUUUUUUUUUUUUAAAUAGGGCUAUUCUCAUUUUCGGUGGUUUUAUGUUCUGUGACACCUACAUGUACUUUAGAAAUGUGAUUUCUAUUGUUUUUUUUAUUAUUAUUAUUCAAGGUCUCGCUCUACAUUUGGCUAUUAUUACUAGAAAACAGAUAGCCAGGAUUUGACUCAUCUGAACACAGAGGGGAAGCAGUGCGACCCCUAAGUCAUGAAUGCACUGAAUCUUGCUCUCUUCCCGAGUGCCAGUCAGUUGAAUGGUACCUCCUCCCCGAUGUCUUGUACUCGCAUAGUGCUGCCAAUACAGUGCACAGUUUUAUGUAAUUAAACGUUAUGGAAACUUA